Molecule: messenger RNA, 1647 nt
Organism: Electrophorus electricus (electric eel)
Lineage: Eukaryota; Metazoa; Chordata; Actinopteri; Gymnotiformes; Gymnotidae
Gene: pth3r
Product: parathyroid hormone 3 receptor
Biological process (GO): cell surface receptor signaling pathway; adenylate cyclase-modulating G protein-coupled receptor signaling pathway
Cellular component (GO): plasma membrane
Molecular function (GO): peptide hormone binding; G protein-coupled peptide receptor activity; parathyroid hormone receptor activity
Source: RefSeq, a predicted model, not a curated record
AUGACCACAGCCAUAGUGACGACCACAACCAUAGUGCUGUGCAGUGUAUUAACGACAGCAAAGGCACUGAUCGACGCAGAUGACGUCAUCACUCGGGAUGAGCAGAUCUCCCUCCUGACCGAUGCAUGGCUGAAGUGCGAGAGAAGCAUCAAAGCUCAGCUGAAAGCCACACGAGGGGACGCAUGUUUGCCAGAGUGGGACGGUAUCAUCUGCUGGCCCCGAGCAAAGCCAGGCCAGCUGGUGGCUGUGCGGUGCCCCAACUACAUUUAUGACUUCAACCACCAAGGCCAAGCAUACCGUAACUGCGAUGCAUCAGGUAACUGGGAGCAGGUGUCUAGCAUCAAUCGCACCUGGGCCAAUUACACUGAGUGCACAACUUACUUACACUCCAACCAUGCCAGCCAUCAGGAGGAAGUGUUUCGGCGACUUCACCUGAUGUACACGGCGGGUUACUCCAUCUCUCUGGCCUCUCUACUGGUAGCUGUGUUCAUCCUCUGUUACUUCAAACGUCUACAUUGCACUCGUAACUACAUCCACACUCAUCUGUUUACUUCCUUCAUAUGUCGAGCAAUCAGCAUCUUUGUGAAAGAUGCUGUACUCUACACAGCCACAGAUGACAUCAAACCAGUGGAACCCAGGCCACAAAUGGCUGGCUGUAAGGUUGCUGUGACCUUCUUCCUGUAUUUCCUUGCAACCAAUCACUACUGGAUCUUGGUGGAAGGUCUCUACCUGCACAGUCUGAUCUUCAUGGCGUUCCUGUCUGAUAAGAAGUACCUGUGGGCCCUCACCAUUAUAGGUUGGGGUGUCCCUGCAAUGUUUGUAUCCAUUUGGGUUAGUGUUCGAGCCUCACUGGCUGACACACAAUGUUGGGAUAUAGGAGCGGGUAAUCUGAAGUGGAUCUAUCAAGUUCCAAUCCUGGCAGCCAUUGUUGUAAAUUUCUUUCUGUUCCUUAACAUCGUCCGAGUUUUAGCUUCUAAGUUGUGGGAGACUAAUACAGGCAAACUUGACCCUAGGCAGCAGUACAGGAAGCUGCUGAAGUCAACCCUGGUGCUAAUGCCUUUGUUUGGGGUUCACUAUAUGGUGUUCAUGGCUCUGCCCUACACGGAGGUUACUGGCCUGCUGUGGCAGGUGCAGAUGCACUAUGAGAUGUUCUUCAAUUCUUUGCAGGGCUUUUUUGUGGCUUUUAUCUACUGUUUCUGCAAUGGCGAGGUGCAGGCAGAGGUUAAAAAGGCAUGGCUAAGGCGGAGUCUCACCCAGGAUCUCAAACAAAAGUCUCGUGUCACCAGCAGCGCUGGGGGCGGAAGCUGUUACUAUGGCGGCAUGAUGUCACACACCACCACUCAGAGCAUUUAUAUAAACGUCAGUGGCACUAAGGCCUUGGCCCAUGCAGGUGGGACUUUGGGGGUCAGGAGUCCAUCCCAUCUUGCUUACUUGUCAGGAUGCACACCCAGUGACACUCAGACUACAUUACCCACAGUGCAGCACCAACAGCUGAUCUUGAGUCCAGCUGGCAGUAUGGAGGUGCUUUGUAGUCCAGGUGGGGAAAGCACAACUGGAUGUAGAGAGCAGAAAGACUCAUCUCUGUACAUCAUACCUGAAGAUCAUUCAUGCUUCGUUACUGUCAAAGAUUUGGAGACUAUUCUAUGA